CCCUAAUCACGCUGUUUACGAACGAGUAAACAUGCAAACGAAGGAAGGGACAGAGAGACCAAAACAAUUACGGAAGAUAACCACAAAAAGAACGUGGAAAAUUUGUGAAAAUCGUGUGUGGCGCAUUGAAAAUGGUGCUGCGGUCAGGGAUUAUAAUUCCAUUUCAGUUUCGGGACACAAAGAAGCUGCUAAUGAUUGGCGUGCCCGAGGAGAAUCGAAAUCUUAACAUAUGGGACCUGAAGAACGUGGUGCGUGCCGCCUUCGGAAUAUACAAUUUCGAGUUUCGCAACAAGAAAAUUGGCUUUAACAUACCCGACGAGCUGCUGCUGCACUAUCUGGCCCAAAGGCAUGACCUUACCAAUUUCGUUAUAGAAAUCAGUCAAGUGUACGAUGUGGCCUUGGAUAACUACGUCUUAAAUCGCCAGUGCCGUUGCGCGGAGCAGAAAAUACUGAACGAAUCGCCCACACCCGAGGAACCCACGAACCUAUGCCAGCCCAGCAGCGUAUUGGAAACGACGCCUACUCCCAUUUUGGCUAUGCCGCCUUGCGAAGACGAGGAGCACGAGGAGAGCAUGAAGUACCGCAUCGAUAAGACCAGCAGCAGUGGAGCGGCCUCGGCGGAUCUGGGGAUGCAUGCCUAUGAGGCGUGCAGCCCGAAGAUGGACUACGAUACACAAGACGAGCUGCCGGAUUCACCACAUUCACAGCAGCUGCCACCACCGCCAUUGCCUUUGCCAGCGGCCUUGCCGUUGCCACCACCCCCAACAUCCCACCAUCAUCAGUUGCAGCAGCAGCAGCAGCAGCAGCACGAGGAAGAGCAGCAACAACUGCUUCAGGAGCGCAUCCAGCACGAGUACAUGAUCCAACAGCAGCAACAGCACCAGCACUUGCAGCAGCAGCAACAGCAUUUGGCUCUCCUGCAGCAGCAGCAGCAAGAGGAACAGCAACAGCAGCAGGCAGCCACUGGAGCGCACGCAUUGCCCGGCCAACAACAGGUCUUGAGCAUGGCCAUGGGCACGACUGCCACCAAUAACAUUCGACAACGCAAGGAACGCAUGUCUAAGCGACAGAAAGAGCUCUACGUGCACUUUCUGCAGCAGCAUCAGUUCAUCAAUGAUCAUCGCCGCAACGAUCCUGUGCUGGAUCCCUACUGGCUGAAGUUGGCCAAUCUGUUGAAUGCAGUGCCCCAGGGCGCUGUCAAGCAUGUGACCGAGUGGAAGCAGACCUUCGACAACUGGCGCUACCGCAUCUUUCUCUACGCACGUUACAACUCCAAGCUGCAGGACGAGGAGGCCCAGAAUCCGCGCAACUUCAAGCCCCUGACACGCACCGAUAAGCAGGCCUACAUCAUGUGGAUACGCAACCCGGAUACGGCGCCCCCCGAUCUGGACAAAAUGCGGAAUGUCUUCUGCAAUCUGGAGGAGACCACCGCGCAGCAGGACUAGCGGCGCCUGGGAUCGAACUCCAUAAAUUGCCAUUGUCGUAGUUUAUAAAUAUGGAACAUAUAUAUAUAUUUUUUUUUUCGUCUAUCUUGUCUUUCCUGGUUUCAAUCGUCGUUAACUGUGUAUUUGUAUAUGUUUUUCCUGUUUC
Drosophila persimilis is the source of this 1590-nucleotide messenger RNA. RefSeq names its product bromodomain-containing protein DDB_G0280777. The coding region runs from base 132 to 1445 and encodes 437 amino acids. The record is from RefSeq and is a predicted model, not a curated record. The transcript has 4 exons. NCBI's taxonomy places the organism in Eukaryota, Metazoa, Arthropoda, Insecta, Diptera, Drosophilidae.